UUGACACAACUCUCUGCAUUCGCUAUUUCUCAAAUCAAGUAUUACCAUCUAUGAGUAUUACACGCUAUUCGUCGAUGACUACCGAACUUUGCCUCUAGAGGCAGUAGUGGGGAGGAACCAAAGGUGUGUUCGUCACACACGGAAUGCACGUGGUAAAGCCACUGUUACAACAAGCACAUGGAUCUAAAUAUCGGAACGCACUCGGUGCUGUCGUCAGUCGGAUCUAGCAGAAUAGGCCAAUGAAAUUAAGACCACUGGAAUCGGUCAAUCGGAAUAAAGGAACAUAUCUGUCGUGUUUGCACCGUUAGAUCGUUUACCGACUCCUUUGAAAUGUCAGUCGGAUCGAAAUCGUUUUUGUUCGAACGAUGAUAAUCAAUGGGGCAGCAUCCGCAAUGGGAUCGCCGCUGGACAGCAACGAUGAGAAAGGUCAGGAGGGCCCGAUACGGUGCAUAUUUUUUUCCGAAUUCCAUCACAUUGCCGGGCCCAAGAUAACCUGUCAGGUUCCUGACAACUAUAUACUCAAAGACAUCUUCGAUAAUGUCAGCGUCUACAUAAUACCGAAGGCUCAGCUGCAAAGGAGCACCAUCACGGUAACCUUGAAGGACUUCAAGAUCCUGGGAUUCCCCGUGAGGAUAGACAACAAAAAAUAUGCUAGGAAUGCAUUUUACUUCAAUCUGUGCUUUGUCUGUGACGCAGAGGCUCGUACGGUACAUUAUGAACCUGUGGUGAAGAAAAUGUCCGAUUUCUUGAUAGCAAUGGAAAUUGAAAACUGCUUCUUAUCAGCUUCCGAGGACAAGACUAGACUCUCAGCAAUGCUAAAGCAAGUUAUGCAUGAUCUGAACAUGCACAAAAUGUGUACACUCACUGAAGGAACUAUGACCUCGCAUUUAAAGGUGGUCAAGUUAGCCCCAGAGCCGAAGCCAGUACUGGAUCAUCAAGUGCCUAUAUUUCUUGAAGGUCGAGAGGCCUUCAGAAGUGAUCACUGGGAUUUGACGACGCAGCAAGUACUUCCGUAUAUUAACGGUUUCAACCAUGUUGCCAGAAUAGCAGCAGAGGCAGAUGUGGAAAAUAAUUUAGUAAAAAGUUGCGUACAAAAUCUCAUAUACUAUGGGGUAGUCAGUCUGAUCCCGAUAUUUCAAUACAGCAAUGUUUACGCAGCUACUCCAAAGUUGAAGAAAUUAGCUGAGGAUACGCAGCUUCAGGAAAAGUGUAUCUUGUAUACAUCUAAAACUGCGAGACAACCGGCUUACCUGAGGGACAUUUAUCGGAUGUAUGCCAGCAUGACGCAUGGCAAUAGCAUGCGCGAUUUAUGUCAACGGCUCAAUCCUCAAACCUUAAGAAUCAACGAGCGGAGGCUCGUUCAGUUUGGACUUAUCGAAGAGCUCAUUCGAAGGGUUUACAAGUACCCGAUUCACUUGCCAGGCACGGUUAGCGAAGAAGGACACAGUAAUUCGAUCUACAAAUACUUCACUGGAACUUACAGCCUCGAUGAAAUAUGCUGUAGCACAGGACAAUCAGUUGCACAAAUUGAAGAUAUUGUCGAACGCGACUCAAACGUUGUAAUGCUAUGGAAAUGAUAAAACAUUUCCAAUAGCUUCGGCGGCUAGUUAUUAUCACACAGAUUUUGCAUCAAUUAACGAUAGGCCAGGUCAUUAAAAUGAAAUACAAUAUAUGUGUAAUAUAUACUUGUCUACCGAGGCAAUGUAAAUAUAUGGUUGUAAAUACUU
Neodiprion fabricii is the source of this 1727-nucleotide messenger RNA. It is a transcript of the gene Nprl2, whose product is annotated as GATOR complex protein NPRL2. The record is from RefSeq and is a predicted model, not a curated record. Lineage: Eukaryota; Metazoa; Arthropoda; Insecta; Hymenoptera; Diprionidae. The transcript has 9 exons. The coding region runs from base 366 to 1577 and encodes 403 amino acids. Gene Ontology annotation, cellular component: vacuolar membrane; GATOR1 complex. Gene Ontology annotation, molecular function: GTPase activator activity. Gene Ontology annotation, biological process: cellular response to amino acid starvation; positive regulation of autophagy; negative regulation of TORC1 signaling.